Messenger RNA from Oncorhynchus kisutch (coho salmon), 2383 nucleotides. It is a transcript of the gene arglu1a, whose product is annotated as arginine and glutamate rich 1a. The transcript has 4 exons. Gene Ontology annotation, molecular function: cadherin binding. Lineage: Eukaryota; Metazoa; Chordata; Actinopteri; Salmoniformes; Salmonidae. Gene Ontology annotation, cellular component: mitochondrion; nucleoplasm. Bases 247 to 1092 code for a protein of 281 amino acids. The record is from RefSeq and is a predicted model, not a curated record.
UCGGAAAAGGCCGAAUGCAUGGCAUUGUGGGAAAAGGGAGCCUGUCGCCAUCUUGCUUUAGCGCCGCAGAUUAUCAGGGCAGAAUAAUAACCACGUUCGAAUGAAACAUUUUGAGACAUACGAAUGGUUUAGCAAUACAGUUUGAGCAAAUAUUGCAGGUAGUGAGGUGUAAGAGUAUCACCGUGCUAUUUCCAACGAUAGAACUAGCUAACUGGGAACGUUCGACUUGAGGAGGUAACGUUAGCCAUGGGUCGCUCGAGGAGUCGCAGUUCGUCCCGUUCCAAACACUCCAAAAGCAGCAAGCACAGCAAAAAACGGAGCCGGUCGCGUUCAAGGGACAAGGAGAGGUCCAAGAAGCGAUCCAAGUCCCGUGAAGCGAAGAGGAACCGGCGCAGAGAGUCGCGUUCUCGUUCCCGGUCAGCCACAGUCUCGACCCGCAGGGAAAGGGAGAGAGCGGUCACACCGCCGGAGAGAAUCGACAUAUUCGGCAGGACGUUGAGCAAGAGAAGCGCCUUGGACGAAAAACAGAGAAAAGAGGAGGAGGAGAAGAAGGUUGAGAUGGAAAGACAGAGGAAGAUCAACCCUCCCCUCUUUCUCUCCCCACCCAUGCCGUGCAGCCGUCAGGUGGAGAUAGAGGAGAAGCUGAUCGAGGAGGAGACGGCACGUCGCGUGGAGGAGCUGGUGGCCAAGCGGGUGGAGGAGGAGCUGGAGAAACGUAGGGACGAGAUCGAGCGGGAGGUGCUGCGGCGUGUGGAGGAGGCCAAGCGCAUCAUGGAGCGCCAGCUGUUGGAGGAGCUGGAGAGACAGAGGCAUGCCGAGCUGCAGGCCCAGAAGGCCAGAGAGGAGGAAGAAACAUCCAAACGGGAGGAGCUGGAGAAAAUCUUGGAGGAGAAUAACCGCAAGAUUGCCGAUGCUCAGGCCAAGCUGGCCGAGGAGCAGUUGCGUAUCGUAGAGGAGCAGAGAAAGAUUCAUGAGGAGAGGAUGAAGCUGGAUCAGGAUCGCCAGCGGCAGCAGAAGGAGGAGCAGAAAAUGAUCCUGGGCAAGGGAAAGUCCCGGCCCAAGCUCUCCUUCUCCCUCAAGGCCACCGAAUGAGCCUCUCAUCCCUCCUCUUGCACUCCUUCAUCCCCCCCCAGUGCUCACCUUCUCCUCCUCUCUGGAACGCUCGCUGUGUUUUUAAGUGUGGAAAGCUGAACGAAGGGCUGCCGGAAGAGCCAUGGCUCCUUUCCUGUCACGCACCUCCCUGCUUUACAGACCUUUCCCAACCAAGCCUUGGAGGGACGGAUGCCCGCACACCGUCUAACACCUGUCUCGCCCCCUGCCCCCCCCUCCCUCUCCUCGGCCUCUCUCAACCCCUCCAUUUUUAAGGAUCUGAACUGUCGUGUAGAAAGCUGUCACUACUUGGUUCUGCCCUUACUUAGGUCUUACUUUGAACAGUAAGCAAGCUAGGACAGAAACUCAUAACUUGUGUGUGUGUGUGUCCAGUUAAGGCUCAUUAAAACUUUGUGGGUGGUUUGGGAGUUGGCCUGGGUUUUCCUGUGCCGUGUGUGUCUAACGUAGAAAGCUGACAAGGCAGGGGUAACAUAUGCAGUAAAGCACACAGUCACCUCCACUUUAGCUGACAGGAUUGUCUUCCACCUCCCUUCACCUCACAUCUGCUCUGAUGAUUGAUCCUCGUGUUUUUACCAAGUUUCAAUGUUUUGCUCCUCGAUAGUUUAGCGGCAAAUAGAAAAACCAAGCAUGUGAUCAAAGAUGCUCUGCUGCACAGGUGAACCCAGGCCAAUUCCCAAACUGCCCAUAGAGUGGCUCCGGGGCGCGUUGCAGGAUUGGAACAGGAUAUGAUGCGUCUCAUCCAUGGUCAGGAGGGGAGGGGGGGGCAGACAUUUCCUGUAUGAUGUAAUAUUAGAAUUGCUGUGAUUUGGUGUCCUACUCCUGUAAAAUAGAAUCCACACAACAACGAAAGACAAGCGCGACAGGGAUUUAUAAUCUUGCAUCAUUUUACUGAACUCUUAACUGUUCAAUCGCCGAGUGAAUUGUUCUCUCAAGUCAAGUAGACGGUGGAAGCAGUGCACCUCUGUUCCUUAGUUUUGGUGUAGUAUAUUAACCUCGCCCUUAAAGGGUCCCCUUAAAAUGACUAUUGGUUCGUAAAGGAUGUCCAAGUCCAGGUAAGAUUCACUAGCUACAUGUUGAGAUCUAACCAGGUGGAUGUGCAUGUUUGGAUGUGUGUGUGUGUGUGUGUGUGUGUGUGUGUGUGUCAGUAUGUCUGACUGGCUGAUCUCUGGUAGGUUUAAGGGGCUUCUUGAGUAAGUGAAACUUGUCUUGUGGUAAUUUUCCUGAUUGUGUUAAUGGGAACUGAACAAUACACCAAUAAAACCAUUGAAUGCUA